AUGUACAUGUGUAGCAAUACCGGCCUGUCUGGUUGGGCAGAGCUUAGAAAUCGCACUCGUCUUAAUUCAUAUGGAUACUGCCCGAGCGUGGCCGGUCAGAGGUUGCACGUCACCUCUAGGGUCCAGUUGUCGACUGGCCGACUCGCUUUUUCCUCCGCUCACGUCCCCGCCUCUUCCCCUCGAUUUGUCAAUUCCUCCAAACACGUCCAACAGCACAAUACUUGUUUGAAGUCCUCUAAUAAAAACUACACUGCGGGAACUUAG
This is a messenger RNA of Penicillium robsamsonii, 264 nucleotides long. RefSeq lists its product as uncharacterized. NCBI's taxonomy places the organism in Eukaryota, Fungi, Ascomycota, Eurotiomycetes, Eurotiales, Aspergillaceae. Bases 1 to 264 code for a protein of 87 amino acids. The record is from RefSeq and is a predicted model, not a curated record. The transcript has 2 exons.